GAAAAAGAAAAACAAAGAUAUAUCUAGCCUUGAAAAUCCAAUUCUUCUCAAUGGAAAGCCAAAUGAAGAAGCAAUGGCUUCAAUUUGCUUGUGUUUUGACAUUUUUCUUGAUUGCCACAUGCACUAUGGCAUAUUCACCUUACAAUUCUUAUGAAUCAUCAGAUUCAACAUACAGUAAAGUACCAACCACAGUAGUCAAAAGUGAAGACUUUAAGGUACCCUCAGAGUCGGAAAAGGAAUAUAAGUCCUCAUUUUUGCCAAAAAAUGAUUACUACAGGAAGCCAUCAAUUUCAGAGGUUAACUAUAAGAAAGUAUCAUCUGUUCCCGAACAUGAAUCAUUCUUGCCAAAGAAUGACUACUACAAGAAGCCAUUAUUUUCGGAAGAUAACUACAAGAAGGAGUCAUAUGUUCCAGAGGUACCCUCGAAGACUAAACCAGAAUAUAAGGAGUCAUUUUUCCCAAAAUUUGACUACUUCAAGAAGCCAUCAUUUUCUGAAGACAACUACAAGAAGACGUCAUAUGUUCCAGAGGUACCCUCCAUGGCUAAACCAGAAUAUAAGGAGUCAUUUUUCCCCAAAUUUGAUUACUUUAAGAAGCCAUCAGUUUCAGAAGGUAACUACAAGAAGACGUCAUAUGUUUCAGAGGUGCCCUCGAUGGCUAAACAAGAAUAUAAGCAAUCAUUUUUUCCAAAAUUUGACUACUUCAAGAAGCCAUUAGCUCCAGAAGAUAAAUACAAGACGGUGCCAUAUGUUCCCGAGGUAUGCACAGAGCCUAAACCGGAAUACAAGGUACCAUCUUUGCCAAAGAAUGACUACUAUAAGAAGCCAACAAUUCUAGAAGAUAACUAUAAAAAGGUGUCAUAUGUUCGCAAGGUGACCUCAGUACCUAAAGUUGAAUACAAGGUGCCCUCUUUGCCAAAGAAUGACUUCUACAAGAAGCUAUUAUCUUCUCCAUCACCACCACCUCCAUAUUAUUAA
Messenger RNA from Solanum lycopersicum (tomato), 977 nucleotides. RefSeq lists its product as uncharacterized. The record is from RefSeq and is a predicted model, not a curated record. NCBI's taxonomy places the organism in Eukaryota, Viridiplantae, Streptophyta, Magnoliopsida, Solanales, Solanaceae.